UACACUCACCAUGGUAAGUUCUCUUUUUUGCGUUGAGUAUGGUUCGCUUUUUGUCUGAGCCAGUCAAAUCGCCAUUCCGAUUAUAUCACCAAACGCAGGCUUUGAUUCUGAAGCGCAUCAAAUGAUUAACCCUAAUGCCUUGUAGUCCGGUGCCAGUCCCUCAACACUACCACCAACCCAACCGCUCUCCAUCCGGCUAAUGUACACAUCUGCUCUGGUCAUCCAAACCGGCGACGCAUUCGUUUUCUUCACUCUUUCUCCGGUCUUCUUUCCAGAAGCAGCCCGCGCUGACCUAGCAAUCUCGCCAGCUGGCCGCUUUUUCACGCGCUGUACGGGGACUGUUCUUUUUCCGUUUGUGCUUCUUGGAUAUUUACUUCGGCAUCAUCAUAUCAGGCGCACAGAAGUGGGACGCGCUUUGGGUGCUUGUUUCACACUUUAUCAUGCAGGUUGUCUGGCGAUGUAUUCCUGGAGUCGGUUGGUGGAAGGUGAAUAUGGGUUGGAAUGGGCCUUUGCUCCCGUCGUAGGGGUGCAUACUGCGUGGGCUGUUUGGGGGUUGUAUGGUUUGUUGGCCGCUUGAUGGGGAAAACGCAGUCUGACGUGUCCGUAUUUUGUAUCUGGACACCUUGGUAUUGAUACUUGAUAGGAUCUGA
This is a messenger RNA of Talaromyces proteolyticus, 650 nucleotides long. RefSeq lists its product as uncharacterized. The record is from RefSeq and is a predicted model, not a curated record. Bases 200 to 577 code for a protein of 125 amino acids. The transcript has a single exon. Lineage: Eukaryota; Fungi; Ascomycota; Eurotiomycetes; Eurotiales; Trichocomaceae.